Messenger RNA from Mytilinidion resinicola, 1970 nucleotides. Its product is annotated as cytochrome P450 monooxygenase-like protein. The record is from RefSeq and is a predicted model, not a curated record. Lineage: Eukaryota; Fungi; Ascomycota; Dothideomycetes; Mytilinidiales; Mytilinidiaceae. The transcript has 3 exons. Bases 23 to 1636 code for a protein of 537 amino acids. Gene Ontology annotation, molecular function: heme binding; iron ion binding; monooxygenase activity.
CUUUCCCUUCUGACUCAGAAACAUGCUCCCCAUCCUACCUCUCUUCCUCAUCGUUUCCAUCUCCUACCUCGUCUACACGUUCCUUAUUACCCCCUUCUUCCUCUCCCCUCUCCGCCACCUGCCCGCCGCCCACUGGACUGCUCGCUACUCCUCGCUAUGGAUAAACCUUCAACGGUACCGCAGCCAUGAGAAUGCGGCGAUCUGGGGUGCUCACAGACAUCUUGGACCGAUUGUUCAAUUGGGGCCCAACGAGGUCAGUGUGAAUUGUAUUCAGGGGGGUUUGCGAGAGGUGUAUGCGGGCGGGAUGGAAAAGCCGCCUGGCGAGGCGGGGUUUUAUAACUUCUUUCAGAAUUUUGGCAUCCCUAAUAUGUUCUCCACCUCCCCCACCCGCCCCCACUCGCACCGCAAACGCCUCAUCAGCAGCCUCUACAGCAAAACCACCCUCGCCACCUCGCCCGCGCUCGCCGCCCAAACCUCCCUCAUCCUCUACACCCGCCUCCUGCCCGCCCUCUCCGCCACCCAACCCACCGGCGGCACGCUCAACAUCUACGCCCUCCUCAGCGCCGCCACCAUGGACAUCGUCACCGCCUACCUCUUCGGCCUGCGCGCCUCCUCCACCUUCCUCCUCGACCCCGCCGCGCGCGACCGCUUCCUGGGCUGGUACACCUCGCGCCACGGCUUCAGCUUCUGGGGUCAGGAGCACCCGACCCUCAGCGCGUGGGUGCAUCGCUUCCUCGGCAUCCGCCUCUCGCCCGCGUUCGUGGGCGAGGCGAACGCGGCGAUCGAGGCGUGGGCGCUGGAGAUGUGCGACACCGCCGCGCAAGCUAGCAGCCCUCGCACGAUUGGAAACGAGAAGGAAAAGGGGGAGGGGCAAGGGGUCGCAGACACGCCGACCGUGUACGCGACGCUGUACGCCGCCGUCGCCACCCCACCCCCUUCGUCCAAGGAAGCGGUGGUAGCCGUGGACCGCACCGCGCAUCUGACCACCGCGUCCGAGCUGCUCGACCACUUCGCGGCGGGCUUCGACACGAGCGGCAUCACGCUGGCGUACGCGGUCCACGAGCUCUCCUCGCGGCCGGCGCUGCAGGCUGCGCUGCGCGCGGAGUUGCUGGGGCUAGAGCCGCCGAUCAUCCCGGCGUCUGCGCCUGCGCUGCCGAGCGCGAAGGCUGUGGAUGCGCUGCUGCUGCUGCACGCGGUCGUGUGGGAGACGCUGCGGCUGCAUCCUGCGAUUCCGGGGCCGCAGCCGCGGGUCACGCCGGCGGGGGGGUGCAGGUUGGGGCCCGAGGGGGUGUGGGUGCCGGGGGGCGUGAGGGUGAGCGCGAGCGCGGGGUUGUUGCAUGCGGAGGAGAGCGUGUUUGAGCGGGCGGGGGAGUGGAGGCCGGAGCGGUGGGCGGAGGAGGGGACGGAGAGGAGGCGGGAGAUGGAUCGGUGGUUUUGGGCGUUUGGGAGUGGGGGGCGGAUGUGUGUUGGGAAGCAUUUGGCUAUUCAUCAAAUGAAACACAUCCUCGCGGCCAUCUACUCGAAUUUCACCACUAGCAUCGUCAACGACGAGGGGAUCGAGCAGCGCGAUGCGUAUACGGCGCCGCCGACGAGCGAUGAGCUGAUCAUCACGUUGGUGCCUGUGUCUGCGGGCUAGUGCAGUGCUGCUUUAGAGAGUCUGUCAGUCCGUCAGUUAGGCAGUGCCACAGUCGGUGGAUCAGUGUGAAGCGUCUGUUACUAGUAUACAAGCAUCUCUUUGUCCGGAGGUGACACUGAGACGGUCAGUGCAAUAGCGUUGGCGGUAACCAUCAGCUGAUAGACAAAUGGGAAGUGGAGCAUAGCAGAUGAUGAAAUGGAUGAUAAAAAUAGGCAUUCAGAUUACUAUUCCUGGAUUGAGUAGGUGUGCUAUGCGUCUUUUCUAAGAGAAGGAAUGCAUCUAAAUAUCCAGAAAAGCCAUGCGUGAUGUCAAUGACAGGUCUCUAGACUCCCAU